AGCAGGCGCGCGACCACAGCCAGUGCGAAGGGUGUCAGCUCAGGAACGCUUCUGAAUCUUUUGCUAAGUUUUCCGGAUGAUGCCAUUGGUACAACACUCGUCGCUAUCUUGCCGUAUGAACAUUUUUCUACAACAGAGUGUCUGUCCUGUCUAAACCUACUACAAGAUGCCUUUUCCUCCAAUUAAUCUGCACCAGCGGAUCACGUCGCCCGGGAAGGAACUCUUCAGGAAAAAGAAACCCAACAUCGUGCCGCCCCAGUCUCUGCUUAGUAGUAAAAUGAAAGAAGAGAAUGAUUCUGAAAAGGAGAAACUAUCUACGUCUUGGCCAUCGGCGAAUCUGAAACAGCUGGGGCGAAAGCCACAACCACAGAAGAGCAAACUUCCCACACACGUAGCACCUGGUACUCUGGGAAUGGAGGACAAGAACUCCUGGUUGACGUUACCAAAGCCAUUGGCAAACUCUUGCGAUAGCGUGCCGCGCUCGAGUUCCGGGGAGUCCGCCACGCUGAAGAGCAGCAAGCAUUCCUCGCGGAGUUCCCUUGCCAAGGGCGACGGUGUAGAGGAAAUCCACUUCUCUCUCAGCCUCACCCCAGAGGCCAUUCUCGUCAUUCAGAAGCGCAACUUGGAGAAGCAGAUGAUGGCAAAGCAACAGAAGUGUUGCGCCUCUGCAGACUUUCGGCACCGCCGUGUCUUCCCUUCCAGGCGGGCGCAGGGAGCAUCCAAGACAAACGUUCCUGUUGCCAAGUUGGAGAGCCCUGAAGACAUUAGCGCCAUCGUUAAAAUAUCGCUGUUAAAUGAUCAGUAUAAAUAUGACGACGUGGAGUACGAAGAGGAGGACGGUGAUGUGGACGAAACAGUCGUGAGGAAAUGCAAAGAGUGGCUCAAAGGAGUGGAAAGUGCCGCUGCCUUUGGGAAAGUGGACAAACUGGCCACUCUUCCGCAUCUAAAAAGCUGAUAACUGAACACUUUUUAUUUCCAACGAAAGGCAGGAUUACCUACUCAAUAAAAGAGACCAGGGGACAUUGCUCACAAACCAGAAGGUCCGAUCUGUAAACACAUCUAAGCGCAACGUUUCUUUGUCUGGUGUGAGAACAGUGCUUAUGUUUGUCUAUCCGUUGUACACAGACAUUGCCGUUACUUCGGCUGCUAUAUGCGCUUUCUUGCACAUGGCUGUGUUAUUUUCAAGGAGGCGCCUUUAUGUUAGGUGUCCCGUGAUUGAACAUUCCAUUGGAAUAUGAAGAAUUAAAACGUGAAUCCGGGAAAUGUCGAGAUCAACAGGAGGAAUCCACUUGUAACGUACCUCCCGUAAAUGGGGUCCCUUUCUUUGUGCAGCCGAACAAAAGCUGUCAGCGACAGAGGCGACGUUUACGCGCCUUCGGCCAGUCGAACAAAUGACUUAGAUUUUUAUCACUCAGCCAUGUAAAUGUAGAGUGCGCAGUGGAAAGGGUGUUAUAUGAACUACAACAAUGUAUAUAAAGUCACGCCAUCUUUGUACAGUAUUUAUUAUGCAGGGUAGCGAAGGGUAAUUGUUUGCACAAGUGUUUUUGUUAUCAUUUCCCGUCCUUUUAAAACUGUUUAUACGCAAUAAAACGUGUGAACAAUA
Molecule: messenger RNA, 1603 nt
Organism: Anguilla rostrata (American eel)
Lineage: Eukaryota; Metazoa; Chordata; Actinopteri; Anguilliformes; Anguillidae
Gene: prr18
Product: proline rich 18
Exons: 1
Coding region: 167-955 (262 amino acids)
Source: RefSeq, a predicted model, not a curated record